CUAUAUACACAAUACUCAACAGGAGAGCGCCCGCCUUCUUCAGCUCUCAUCAGACGUGAGAAAGGCUCGGAUCCCUGAAGUCAUAUUUUCUGACCCCUUGAAGCCCCGCCCCUGCGUAGUAACAAUAAAAUCACUUAUCGCUUUUGGGGAGAAUGCUGUACAGUUGCAGUGAACUGGUGAAAGUGGGAAGAGCACAUUCAUCAAGCAGAUGAGGAUCAUCCACGGUGCCGGUUACUCCGAUGAGGACAAGCGGGGUUUCACCAAGCUCGUCUAUCAAAACAUCUUCACGUCCAUGCAGGCUAUGAUCCGAGCUGCAGAGACGCUGAAGAUCCAAUACAAAUUAGACUCCAGCAAGACUAAUGCCAACAUUGUUAGAGAGGUGGACGUAGAGAAGGUCACCAGGUUGGAGAGUCCUUACGUGGAUGCCAUCAAGAACCUGUGGAGUGACCCCGGCAUCCAGGAGUGUUAUGACCGAAGGAGGGAGUACCAGCUCUCAGAUUCCACUAAAUAUUACCUGGACUCACUGGACCGGAUCGCCCAACCCGUCUAUCUUCCCACUCAGCAGGACGUGUUGAGGGUUCGAGUCCCGACCACGGGCAUUAUCGAAUAUCCAUUUGAUCUCCAGAGCGUCAUAUUCAGGAUGGUGGACGUUGGGGGUCAGAGGUCGGAGAGGAGGAAGUGGAUCCACUGUUUUGAGAACGUCACAUCCAUCAUGUUCCUGGUCGCCCUCAGCGAGUACGACCAGGUGUUGGUGGAGUCGGAUAACGAGAACCGGAUGGAGGAGAGUAAAGCUUUGUUUAGAACUAUAAUCACAUACCCCUGGUUCCAAAACUCCUCUGUCAUUUUGUUCCUGAACAAGAAAGAUCUGCUGGAGGAGAAGAUCAUGUUCUCCCAUCUGGUCGACUACUUCCCAGAGUACGACGGACCUCAGAGAGAUGCUCAAGCAGCUCGAGAGUUCAUCCUGAAGAUGUUUGUGGACCUGAAUCCCGACAGCGAUAAGAUCAUCUACUCUCACUUCACCUGCGCCACCGACACGGAGAACAUCCGCUUCGUCUUUGCAGCCGUCAAAGACACGAUCCUACAACUCAACCUGAAGGAGUACAACCUGGUGUAGAGAGCAGCUCCUCCCAGAAACAGUGACUGACUCAAUCUGUGAAAAGAUAGCUUUCACACACACACACACACACACAGACACAAAUUCACGCUUACAAAUUAUCUAAGGAAAACAAAAUCUAACGGUUGCAUAAUACUAAUUUAUUUGCCCUUUGUUGACUUCUUGCUGUGUGAGGGGUUUCAUUUUGCUAUUUAAGGAGCUCCAUCACAUCUGCCUUUUUAUAAACAACCUUUCUUUUUGUAACCCUCCUCACCUAUCAUCCUUUCCAAAGGUUCUGCAAGAAGCUUAACAGGAAGUGAUGUAACAUUUCUCUUAUCUACCGCCUCUUUUUUUUUUUUCUUCAUUUUUAUGCACCUGUUGGCAUGUCCCUUGUAAUGUUGCCAUAAACUGUGAUUUUUAAAUUAUUUGAGAUUGAUUUGACAUUGAUUGACUUCAAUCAUUAUCCUUGUCCCAGUGUUUCCUUGCUUUGGUACCAUUCAGUGAUUUGAGCACAUCUACUCCUUAUUCGGACACAAACGUGAAGUUCAGGAUGAGAAGGAGAAACGGUCUGAGCGACCAGGUGUGAAGACGCCUUCCACAGACUGCCGGGACGAGAGGGGUUCUUAACUUCUGUCACAUUUGCUAAAAGUGUUUACUGUAAACCGUGCCACACAGAAGCUUUUUCUUUCAAAUUGUAAUUAUUACCGAUGCCAAAACAACUCGAGCACAAGAAUGAGGAAAGAAAAGAGCAGGAGCAACAGACUGACAUGUUGAUCGGCCAUCUGAAUCCUGCAGGUUCUGAAGUGUUCACCGUCCAGUCCAAUCACAGCUUAGCAGUAUCUCUGUGUCCAAUCACUGCCCGGCUUUCCAGACUGUUGUAGCUGAAUUAGAAAUGGAGAAUAAAUCUGGUUGGUUGUGUUGAUAAUUUUCCGUAACAGUUGCUACGUAAAGAGGCAAAAAAAAAAAAAAGGGCAGUGUUGAUAUGCAGUUUGUACCAAAGUAAAGCCCUUCUUGUUUUUAAUUGGCACUUCUUUACAAGCGACUCUCAAUUUACUUUGGAGUACCUAUAUUUUUUAAUUAUUUCCCUGCAACAUAAGCCUGUAAUUUACGUUUAUUGAGGCAUAGUGCAAUUAUGAAUGCUUUAAUCAUUGUAUAUACAUCUCACUUUCUCAAUAUAUAUAUAAAUAUAUAUAUAUGUAUGUAUGUGACAGCAUCUUUGUUGGCUUUGUAAUCAUUACUUUUUUGGGCAGAUUGAAUGUUCAGUAUUGAAAAUGUGUAUCUGUGUAAUUGUUUGUCCAAUGGCUAACUCGUUUUUUUGUAAGAGGAAAAAGUUAUUUGCUUGUUCUGCUUUUGUUUCCUUUCAUUUGUCAGAGGAGAAUGUACAUUUUUGCGUUACGUUGCGUUCAUUUCUCAUCAAGGAAACAUUAUUUACCUUCAGAAUGUGGAACAUUAGUAUCAGAUUAGUGCAAGUCGAAGCCUUUUCCUUAAAUUUACAGUUCUUCUCCUCGUCUUUGAGAAAUGGCGACCUGAAUCAGAACUACACGACUAAUUCUAACAUUUGAACUCUUAGCAGGCUUCAGAUCAGAGCACUUUUUUCCUGACAUGUAACUCUUUGAUUCUGGAGUCUUUUUAAUAAGUAUUGAUGAGCUUUGGAGCCUCCUCAAUACAUGCUGUGGUCCUGAACAUGCUUCUCACCCCUUCACAUUAAUAGCCAACAUGUUUCGUAGGAUCAGAACCGUGGAGCCAAGCUGAGAAGGACGGCAGGAGAGCUGCUGAGUUUAAGCGUUUUUGAAGAUGAUGAAAUUUUCUGGGAAGCUUUCCUGCUUACUGAGACAAAGUCAGCGUUGAAAUCAGGUAAUUAAUGUACAAAAAGUCAAGAAGAAUGAACCAUUUAUUGGUUCUUUUCAAAUUCCUUUUUUACUCUUUCAUCUCGAUCGCCACAGUUUCAUUAGAAUGCACAGUAUUUGUUCUUUUUUUUAAUUUAUAAAACGAGAAAAAUACAGUUUCAUGUGUACAUAUUGCCUUAUAUUAAGCUGUGCCUCUGAAGUCUCUCACAAAGGCACUUUGGUUUUUUAUUGUUUGUUUUUUUUUUUUUUUUGUUUUUGUUUUUUUUCUGAGAAGUGAAGCUAAAGCAGCUGAUAAUGUCUCGUAAUUUUUGCUUUGGCUUGGUGUUUUGUUUUGUUUUUUUGUUUUUUUUUUGUAUUUCCACGCUGUGAGAAGCUCUGGGAACAGCUCUGAUUUGUAGCUCGUGUGACGUAACAGCAGGACAUUUUGAGCACAUCAUGAACAAACUGGAAUCACAUUUCUGUUCAUUUCUGUUGUCGCAUCUGAUUCAUGUCUUAAAUGUUUCUACCACAGUGCAUUAUGAUGCAUUGAACUGCUUGGACACAUUAAAACAGCAUGGAGACAUGCAGAAUGAGAUUUUUCUUAAUGCAAGUUUCCACAUUCAACUUUAUUUUGACAUCCUUUUACCAUGUCAGCAGAUAAAAAGCAACUCUUUUUUUUUUUUGGGAAGGCUGGGGAAUGUUUUGGAUGUUUAAGAUGUGGUUAAAAGAAACUUUACACAGCUAAUGACCAACCCAAAUCUGGCAUUUUGCACAAUUUUACAUUUAUUGGCAUUCCUGGCACAGGUUUAUAAAAUGCUUUUAAAUAAAUAGAUGUUUUAUGGCAAAGCUUAAAAUCGCACUUACUAAAACGGCUUGGAUUUUUUAAAAAUGUUUUUAUUUUACUUAUUGUAAAAUUAUUGUUCUGACUGUAAAUCUGAGCAGGUUUACGUCGGUAUUUAUUCUCUGAUGCUGUUUUGUGAGAAUCAACACAUCUGCCUUACUUGAAGGAAGAGGGUUUGCUUGUCUUCCCCAUUUUGGCGAGUGUCCAAGAAAAAAUGGACUUCCUUCAGGUCAUAUUUACACCUGAGUUGAAACAAUAAUUAAACGUUCCUGAAUAGUCUGGAAAAUAAAUAACAGACCUUUAUUUAAUAGGAAGGGUGAUUUUGUUUUUAUAUAUGGGAAAAAUGUAUUUAAAUAAUUCUCAACUUUGAGGUGUCUAUGUGACAGAAAAUGAUUUGUAUAUCUAAAAACAAAACAAUGUAAAACAAAUCACUAUUUACAUUUUAAUAAAAAUGUGGCAUAACAAAAAUAAUAUGUUUACCCUUCUCAAGAAUUGUUAUUAAAAUCUCUAUUAAUAUCACACCAAAAUUACCCCACUAUUAUUAUUAUUAUUAUUAUUAUUAUUAUUAUUAUUAUUAUUAUUAUUAUUAUUAUUAUUAUUAUCUUUUGAAAAUUUAUUUUAUUUAUUUAUUUUUUUGCAUGUCCAUCAGAAUUUUGACUAUUUAUGUUUGCUGAUGGGCAGAUUAGGUGGGAGGCCUCCUCACCAUCACCCUAAUCUUUAGCUCUCUCCACAGAUUCUCAGAUCACACUCGAAUCCAGACUUUAGUUAGGCCAAUCCAAAGUGUUAAUUUUACUUCCAGUCUAAAGAGACGACGUAGUAAAAUCAAAACACUUCAAAGCUACAAUAUGAAUAAUUUUGGCCUUUAUUUUCUUAAUGUUGGAUUGUUUUCCUCUUCUGUUUAAAAUCUGCAGAGAAUAAAGGGUAGAUCUUAUUUUAUAAAGUUAUUUUAUUUAUUUUUUUGGUGUGAGGUCACGCUACCAAAAAGAAAGACUGAUUCCCUUCAAAGCUUUUCAAGCAACUUCACCAGGGGUGCCAAUAAGUGUGUUGGGUGGUGCAGGUGGAGUAUUGACUGUAUUUCUGGAUCUUUGCCUCUAAAUGAGGGGUCGCUCUGAAGCUGGCGUCCCGUUUCAGACUUGUCAGUGCUGCCGAGUCCUCGGUAAGAAAGUCAGAAACUUGUGUUGCUGCUCUUGUAAAGUGGCUCUUAAUGCUUCCCUCUUACUUAACGUGAAAAUCUGUCCACAUGCUGGGUGUGAGCAGACACACCGUGAUCUUACUUGAGCCCUGUUGGAUCACACAGAUGAGUGUCAGUGCAUCUCCACUGUUUCGGUUCUCUUCAUGUAUUAUUACACUGUCACAAAGUAACAAAACGGGAUUGUUCUUGUGCAAAUGUAAAAGUGUGAUUGAAGUCUGUGAUCAAUAUGAGCGAUCUCUUCAUGUUCAUGCCUUUCUGAGCAAGUUUCCCCCUUUGUAUUGAUUUGUUUUUCCCCUUUAAGCAAGCAGCUGAUGCAGACUUCACUUGUUUGGCCUCUGCUGUUCAGAUUUCCUGCGUUAUGUUUCAGAGCAGGUCCGUGUGUUGAGAACUGUUUGAUUAAAAAGAAGUUCCCAUGAACUGCUCUUAAA
Gambusia affinis (western mosquitofish) is the source of this 5380-nucleotide messenger RNA. Its product is annotated as guanine nucleotide-binding protein G(q) subunit alpha. Gene Ontology annotation, cellular component: heterotrimeric G-protein complex. Gene Ontology annotation, biological process: action potential; phospholipase C-activating dopamine receptor signaling pathway; adenylate cyclase-modulating G protein-coupled receptor signaling pathway. The coding region runs from base 209 to 1114 and encodes 301 amino acids. Gene Ontology annotation, molecular function: GTPase activity; GTPase activator activity; G protein-coupled receptor binding. NCBI's taxonomy places the organism in Eukaryota, Metazoa, Chordata, Actinopteri, Cyprinodontiformes, Poeciliidae. The transcript is spliced from 7 exons. The record is from RefSeq and is a predicted model, not a curated record.